This is a messenger RNA of Brassica oleracea var. oleracea, 1201 nucleotides long. RefSeq names its product cold-inducible RNA-binding protein A-like. The record is from RefSeq and is a predicted model, not a curated record. Bases 93 to 1064 code for a protein of 323 amino acids. Gene Ontology annotation, molecular function: mRNA binding. NCBI's taxonomy places the organism in Eukaryota, Viridiplantae, Streptophyta, Magnoliopsida, Brassicales, Brassicaceae. The transcript has 9 exons.
CGGGAGUCAAGCAGAAAGUCGUCGAAACAAACAGAGCCACAAACUUUCUUCUGAAUCGGUUUAGCGGUUAAGUCGAUAAAGAGUGAGUAAAAAUGACGAUGGAGGAUGCUAACUCCGUCUACGUCGGCGGCCUCCCUUACGACGUCACCGAGGAAGCUCUCCGCCGUGUUUUCUCCACUUACGGCACCGUUGUCGACAUUAAGAUUGUGAAUGAUCGGAGUGUAAGAGGGAAAUGCUACGGCUUCGUUACAUUUUCGAAUCGUCGAUCUGCUGAUGAUGCUAUCCAAGACAUGGAUGGCAAAAUUAUUGGUGGGCGUGCGGUGCGUGUGAAUGAGGUGACAACAAGAUUUGGUGGUCAGGGGAGGUUUCAACCACAAAGCCCCUCUGAUGGGAGAAGUGAUUUUGGUUAUGAAAGGGAUCGGUUUAGUGAUAGGUCACGGGAACGGGAUAGGUCUCAGGACAGGAGAAGAGCUUAUGAACGUUCACAUGGUUUCGAGGGGAGAAAUGAUCAUGGUAUGCUGGAUAGGGAUGGUUACAAGGAGAGAGGUUUCGAAGAAGGAGAUUGGCGUGGGGAUAGGUCUUUUGAGGAUAAUGGUAGGGGGGUUCACAGGGCCAGUUCUGACGAAGAAACAAAGAGAGAAGAUAGUACCAUGCUUGAUGGUGGGCGUGGUAGAGAUGGCAAAGAUCACUUCUCUAACUCAAGUGGAGAUCGCAGCUUUCAGGUGAAAGAAGAAUUGGAAGCGCUGAUCAAGACGCAUGACGUGCUUCAAGAUGAGGUUCUGGUGAUGGAAGAGAGAUUGGAAGUAAAAGAAGUUCUGUGCUCAGAGCUAGAGAAGAAGUCUAAGAGAUUAGAAGAUUUAUUGAGCAAUGAAAAGAAACUGACUUCACAACGCCGAAAAGAAUUGGCAAAGCUACACAAAUCAUAUUCAAAGGUCAGAGAGUGCGGUGACAACCUGAAAGGCUGCGAACAGGAACUCCAGUCGCUUGUUAAUUCAGCAGCUAGAGAAGGCGUGGCUGGUGCUGAUGAAGGACUAGAAAACGGGUAUGUGCAGUACAAGGUGUAGUGUAAUGAAUGCAGUCAUUCUCAUGUAUCACAUGUUAUGUCGUAAGUAUAGCUUUGUUUCUUUUGGAGACGAGCUUAGUGAUAUUUGAAUAUUUGUAUUAAUGGAUAGGAGAAUGAAAGGUAACAGGUUUACAAAAA